Molecule: messenger RNA, 1100 nt
Organism: Funneliformis geosporum
Lineage: Eukaryota; Fungi; Glomeromycota; Glomeromycetes; Glomerales; Glomeraceae
Source: the annotation of a GenBank genome assembly
AUGCUCAGAUUUUUUGUUUUGAUGAAGCCGAUAAUGCGUUAGACCAAGACAAUCAAGAACAAAUCCGAGAAAAAAUUAGGGAGUUAAACAGUGCAGCUACCAGUUUAAAACCUAAUCUUGUCAUUCGAGCCAUUAAUGAUUAUUACCAAAAAUAUUCUAUUAACAAUCAUAGCGAAAGCAGCAAUUCUUUAUUUAGUAAAGUUCACAAGACUAUCCACCAAACUCGCCACCUAAUCGCGCAAAGAAUUAAUGCUGAAAGCGAAGAAAUUAUUUUUCUACCCUCCACCACUUAUUCCCUAAACAUUUUGGCUUUAUCCUUGAAAAACCAUUUAAAAAAAGGGGAUAAAAUUGCUCUAACUCAUUUGGAACAUAGUUCUAAUUGUUAUCCUUGGCAGUCUAUCGCUCAAGCAAAAGAAGGGCAGGUGGUGUUUCUUCCUUUGAACAAAAAUUUCACGAUUGACACUGACAAAUUAGAGAAUUACCUUGACCCAAGGACUAAAAUAGUUAGUCUUUCUCACAUGAGUAAUAGUUUAGGAGUUAUUAAUCCUGUCAAAGAAAUUACCGCGAAAAUUAAAAAAAUAAAUCCGAACUGUCUAGUGAUAGUUGAUGCUUGUCAAAGGGGUGGAAAAAAGAUUAGCCCUCACGAUAAAACCAACAACGAUUUACCGUUAGUUAAAAAGUUCGAAGUUGGCACCUUGCCCUUGGCUCAAAUAUUUGGUCUCCAAAAAAGUUUUGAGUUUCUGAAUGAACUUGGUAUUCAAGAAAUAAGUAAUUAUGAAAAAAAAUUAAAGGAUUAUGCCGUAAAGGAAUUAGCCAAAUUAGAAAAAAUAAUUAUUUAUAACCAAGCUUUAGAAACGAUUGACCUGGUGCUUUUCAACUUAAAAGAUUAUCAUGCUCACGAUGUAGUUGACUAUUUGGGAAAAAACGAUAUCAUGGUUCGAGCGGGUAAUUUUUGUUGCCCUUACUUAAAAGAAUUAAUUGGAGUGGAAGCCGCCCUUAGGAUUUCCCUCUUUAUUUAUAAUACCAAAGAAGAAGUUGAUAAAUUAACCCUCCACCUAAAAAAAAUUAUGCAAGAGCCAAAAUUGUUAGUGCCUUUAUAA